Caenorhabditis auriculariae is the source of this 2257-nucleotide messenger RNA. Lineage: Eukaryota; Metazoa; Nematoda; Chromadorea; Rhabditida; Rhabditidae. The record is from the annotation of a GenBank genome assembly.
AUGACCUCGCGGACGCCUUAUAACAGUCUCUAUGAGAAACUCAAGGUUUACUUGGUUAGAAAAGGCAAAAUUUAUCAAUUUAUUUCUCAAUUACCUUGCCUUUAUCGAUUUCAAUGGGUCCGCGGAUGGAAAAGCUAAAACUGAAUUUAUUCAGUCUUGUAUUUUUUGAAGAAUGUAUGAAGCCUUCUACGACUCCAUGAUUUUUGAAUAUUUUGUGAUUUUGAAAACUUCAGUUCUUUUCUUCUCGCGUUUUUUUUUUUGAAAAGUUCAAAUUUUGUACCGGAAAGCGUGCUGCCGCAUGUUCGCUCCAUGGCUAACUUUUUAAAUUUUCUUCAUUUUUUCGUAGUUAGAGCCUGGAGAUCAUCUUCUAGGUGGAAGUCUCGAAAUGAGAGCGACCACUUCGAAUGAAGACUUUAUACAGAUUGUUUCUAGAUUUCAAGAUAUUUUUUUUAAGAAAGUCGAGCAAGAGAAUGUGUGUUGUGUGCAUGGGACGCCGUGCGAACUUGGCAAAACGGCGGAAAACGACGAACAGUACGUGAAUCUCGGCGCGAGUCAGCAGGAUGACCUCAUGUCCACCCUCGCCAAGCGUCUUGGGUCAGGUUUUCGACUUGGUGACAGAAAGAUCAUUGAGAGAAAGAGCUCCGUCAAAAGAGCUUCAAAAAAGGUUUUCCUAGAAAGUUCUUCAGCUUCGAACGUCUUUUUGAUCAAUUAGCCAAUCUGGUUAUAUGCCGACUGUUCGAUUUCUGAACUUCUCGGUAAAGUUGAGAGUCUCAAUUUUCAGAAGCGCUUCCAAGAUACAGAGCUCUGAAAGUAUUCUAAUAAGUUUUCUAGUUUUUCAGAACUUUGGCCGUCGAUGAGGAAAAGAAGGCAAAAAAUAAACCGGAAGUUGAGAGGUGAGAAACUUGAAUUUUUCUCCUUUCUACUAAAAGUCAUCACUUUGAUUUGUUGAUUUCUUUAAGUUUCCUUAGAGGCAUUUUGUUAAAAAUUUGAAAGAAGUGCACAAGAGAAAGGAAUCGCAAAAAAAAAGAAAUAAAUACUCAAUAUAUUUUUGCAGCAUUCAAGCGCUGCAGGGAGGGAACGAAGAAUCGGCCAAAAAGAAGAAACGAACCUGCUCUGAACGGGAAUCGAGCAUCCGGACCAGCGACCUCAACGACAAUCGCUCCUUUGUCGUUCUCGGACGCCAAACUCUGCCCGAUGUCAAUUAUUACGACACAAAGUAAGCAUUCUUCUCCAAGAGAAGAUCAGUUCAAAAGGGUAUAUGAAAAGGUAGCUGCGAAAAACGAGCCAGCGGAAAAAGUGCCAAAGAAAAGCGGGUUGCGAGAAUUUUUUCCCGAGCUUGACGCCCAAAGAGGCGCCGCUAUGGUCUGUCCAAUUUUGGAUGUCAAGUCGUCACUCAAGCUCCGCCCCCUAAAGGCACGAUAAACCAAUCAGAGAGCGAGACAUCUACAGAGCGUUUUCGAAUGACGUCAUUGUACUUGUCAUCCAAAAACUGAAAGACUGUGUUUUUGUUUCGCCCAAAGUCUGCCGAAAAAUUUGUCUAACCCAUGAUAUUCCUUCAAUCUCUUACCGAAGAUUUUUUAUGUACUCCUCCAACCUGUCUUUCAGUUUCAGAGCGCCUCCGGCCGCCGGCCCUAGAGGGCUGAAGAACACGCUCGCCUCAGAUGUGCCAGCUCCUCUGGGCGAUGCUAUGUAAUUUACCUACGAUUUUCUGUCACUAUUUCUACUCUAGGUCGAUUUAUCUUGGUGUGAUGAACUACGCGGACGCCGAGAGCAGCGUCGGUCGACGUUCCGAUUUCCGUCUUUACCAUCAGGUUAAUAAUAAUAGCAAUUUUCCGAUGGAAUUUGGCUGAGACGUACUUAUUAGCAAUAAGAAAGUUCGAAUGAAUAAGAAAAGUUUCUUCAAGCUUUCGAGCCGCGCCGAGCUCGACGACCUUCAUGAGCAGUUGCCGCUGAUGAUUGUUUACAAAACGGCCAACGGUUCUUAUCGGUUCGGCCUUUUCUCCCGAUAUUAAUACCCCUUUUCCCUUUCUAGACACUAUCCGAUCCGAUCGGAACUUGACUCUGACGGAUCACCACAGUAUUCGGUUGAUUACGGUAAUUUGGCCGCACGCAGACAUUCUUCCCUCAACCAAUUAGUCAAAUAUUAUCAGGUGUAACAUUUCCUAACAUUUUAUAAUUGACGAGCUUCUAGAUCUACGUGUUCCACCAUCCGAAAUAUUCCGCGUACGCCGAUCCGUUCCCCUGGUGGCUCAACUGA